AUGACGACACUACCGAUUGUUGGCGACUCGGGCGCCGGCUCAGAAAAGCCCAGCAUCAACAAGAAGAUCUUGCUCAAUGCGUUCGACAUGUCCACCGUGGGACAUCUUUCCCCUGGACAAUGGAAGAACCCCACGGACAAGUCGGCGACAAAGCGAGAUCUGCAUUACUGGAUCGAGCUGGCCAAGCUCCUCGACAGGGGAGGCAUCAAUGCCUUGUUCCUGGCGGACACGUAUGGUGGGUACGACACCUAUGAGGGCAGCUUGGACAACUGUAUCCGUCGCGCGGCACAAUGGCCCGUGACUGAUCCGACCAUUCCCAUUUCCGCCAUGGCAGCUGUGACGAAGAACCUCUCUUUCGCCAUCACGGCAUCGACGUCUUUUGAACCUCCUUUUUUGCUUGCGAAGCGCUUGUCCAGCCUUGAUCACUUCACCAGGGGCCGCAUCGGAUGGAACAUUGUGACCUCCUGGAAGAAGUCCGCUUUCAAAGCCAUCGGUCUCGACAACCCUAUUCCGCAUGACGAGAGAUACGAACAAGCUGAUGAGUAUCUUCGGGUUCUUUAUAAACUAUGGGAAGGCUCUUGGGCAGACGACGCAGUGUCUCCCGACCCCGAAAACGACAGCUACGCAGACCCCGACAAGAUCCGAACCAUCCACCACCACGGCAAGUUCUUCGACCUGGACACCAGACACAUCGUCGACCCCUCCCCGCAGAGGACACCCUUCCUUUUCCAGGCCGGAACCUCGUCCGCCGGGUCAACCUACGCCGCGACGCACGCCGAAGGCGUCUUCGUGUCGGCGCACUCCCCCGCGCUCCUCCGGCCCAAGAUCAAGGCCAUCCGGGACCAGGCCGCCCGCCUGGGGCGCGACCCGCAGUCCAUCAAGCUCUUCGCCACCUUCACGCCCAUCCUGGGCAGGACGGACGGGGAGGCCAAGGCCAAGCACGAGGCGCUGAAGAAGCACGCCUCCACCGUCGGCGGGCUCGUCCUCGUCAGCGGCUGGACCGGCAUCGACUUGUCCAAGAUCCCGCUCGACCAGGAGAUCACGGCGGCGGACUCGACCGAGGCGAAUAAGGUGCGCAGCAUUCUGGACGCUUUCACCUCUACGAGCGAGGAUGCGGUGAAGUGGACGCCGCGGCUCAUUGCCGAGCAUGCUGCCAUUGGAGGUCUGGGUCCCGUCUGUGUUGGUAGCCCCCAGACUGUGGCUGAUGCGUUGGAGUACUGGGUCCGGGAGGGUGACUUGGACGGGUUCAAUAUUGGAUACGUCACCACCCUUGGCACGUUUGAGGAUGUUGUUGAUCUACUCGUACCUGAGUUGCGCCGGCGGGGCUUGUAUGCUGAGCAGCCGGCUGAGGGGGAGACUUCCACGGCACGGGAGAAGGUUUACGGGAAGGGUCAACAGGGGCUACGGAGCGACCAUCCGGGGUCCAAGUACAAGUAUGGUGUGUACGAGGAAGCGGAUUCUAAGCCGCCCAACGGCGAUGUCUCCAAGUAG
This is a messenger RNA of Sodiomyces alkalinus F11, 1491 nucleotides long. RefSeq names its product bacterial luciferase-like protein. NCBI's taxonomy places the organism in Eukaryota, Fungi, Ascomycota, Sordariomycetes, Glomerellales, Plectosphaerellaceae. The record is from RefSeq and is a predicted model, not a curated record. Bases 1 to 1491 code for a protein of 496 amino acids. Gene Ontology annotation, molecular function: oxidoreductase activity, acting on paired donors, with incorporation or reduction of molecular oxygen; monooxygenase activity. The transcript has 4 exons.